AUGCGAGUGGCCCUCUGCCGUCUGGAGGUGUGCUACCUGCUCAGGCAAGUGGCCCUCCGCCGGCUGGAGGCGUGCUACUUGCUCAUGCGAGUGGCCCUCUGCCCCCUGGAGGUGUGCUACCUGCUCAUGCUAGUGGCCCUCUGCUAUCUGGAGGCGUGCUACCCGCUGAUGCGAGUGGCCCUCCGCCGGCUGGAGGCGUGCUACCCGCUCACGCGAGUGGCCCUCCGCCGGCUGGAGGCGUGCUACCUGCUCAUGCGAGUGGCCCUCUGCCAUCUGGAGGUGUGCUACUUGCUCAGGCAAGCGGCCCUCCACCGGCUGGAGGACGACUUCCUUCAACCCGUGCGGAGCGAGAUGGAGGCAGGAAGGGGUGAAGAUUGUGAGUACGUCCUGGCAGACGACGGCCUACUCUGGCACUCACCACGAGGCCGUACGUAUGCGAUUGCUGUCCCCAAACAGCUUGUAUCCGCGGUGUUAGCGCUGGUUUAUGGUGUGUAUGGACACCCUGGCACGGCGCGUACGACACUCUUGAUCGAGAGGAAGUACCAUUGGCCCGCGCUCAAGAAAGACGUCCGCGCCUACGUCCUGUCCUGCAAGUGCCGUCGACGAAAACGUUCAUGGAGCAAGCAGUUACUCAUGAUGCCACCUAGACUCCUUCAGCCCUGGGAGGUCCUGGAGAUAGAUAUUCAGGAUAUGAAGGUGACAUCUGACACGAACAACAGCCACAUCGACGCCAUGACACAGGCUCUCGACGAUGAGUCCUUCGGCCGCGGGCUCGAGAGAACCGCCCCUGACCAGCAGCGUUUGACACAGGAGAUCCUCAGAGAGAGCCACGAAGCCCGCAAUCGGAAACGACAACGUCACCACGCGAAGGUUGGGCGAGAAUCCCCUGGUGCUAAAGCCGACGUUGGAAGCUUGGACCGCCUGAGCUUUGCUGUGCAACUUGAUGGGCGACGAGUCCGUCAACGCAAAGUCACGGCUACUGACGUUAAGCCGUACCACCCACGAGAUGACCACCUCCGACUCCCGUUCGAAGACGAGUACGCACACCUCGUGUGGUCGGCCGACUUGGGUCUAGCCGACACCUCCGUAGUCGCCGUUCCCUUGUACACGCUAGUGGACAGGCGGGUCGCACAUGGUGCUGGAAACACUGCGGCGUGGACAUGGGAGUACCAGGGUCGCUUCCAAGACGGGACGUUGUCACCCUGGAUGGAUGAAGACGAGGCUAGCGACAACUUCUCCCCACUGCAGCUCGACGCCUUCCAUGCCCUGUAUGAAGAUUACCAUGGGACGCCGAACCAAGACCUGCCAGCCCGCCUUCGAGGGGCGCCCGUGCGGCUGCUUCAAGGGAACAUGCCCUACAACUAUUCCCCGUAG
Molecule: messenger RNA, 1374 nt
Organism: Ectocarpus sp. CCAP 1310/34
Lineage: Eukaryota; Phaeophyceae; Ectocarpales; Ectocarpaceae
Source: the annotation of a GenBank genome assembly